CAUCUCUGCGUGUCCCCCCCAUGUGACGGCUCUCUGAGUGUGUGACACGCUUGGGCGGGGACAGGAGUGCCGUGAGAGCUGCAUGCACAUGCGUGUGCAUCACAUGUUGGGGGCACACGCAUGUACGUGCAACGGGGGCAUGCGUGUGUCGCCACAUGGGCCGCCACACCCUCCAUGCCCCGUGCAUCUGCUACGCUGGGACAUGGGUGUGUCCUGUGUGCUCGUGUGGGACACGUGUGUGCAAGGGCGGGGUGGAGACCCAGCUGUGCCCUGCUCCCCUCUCAAUCCUCUGUUUGGCACCAGGGCCGUGUAGAGCCCCUGCCGCACGCACAUGUGUGUGUGCCGUGUGGAGGGGCCCGCACACAGGUGCACACGCAUGUGCUGUGGUGUGCGCACACGUCUCCACCUUGGUGUGUGGGCGCAGGGAUGCGUGUGCGGGGAGGAGAUGUGUGCGCACACACAACACGCGGACACGCGCAGUCCGGUCCCCGUGCAGAGCGGGUGUGCGCGGCAGAGGCGUGUGUUGCUGCCUUGGCUAUGUGUCCGUGCGUGUGUGUGUGUGUCUGCCUGCGUCGCCCGUAAAUCCCAUUUUCUCAAUCCGAUUUGGUGAUUUUCGGCUUUUGCGCUUUCACUUUUCCCACCGGCCAAUUUCGGGGCUGUCGCUGCCCCGCGGGCGGACAGACGGACAGACACCCUCUCGCUCGUGCCGGGCGCCCCAGCCCCCCUCGGCCCCCCAGCCCUUAAAGCAGAUCCUGAGCACGGUGGAGGCCCAGGCUCCCAGCACCCCAGGGCCGUCGGGCUGCGGCCCUGUCCCCGUGGCCGUGCCGGUGGUGGCGGUGCCAGGGCCAGGAGUGGCGGCGGCGCUGCCCAAUGGGGCCCCCCCAGGGCCCCCCAUGGCCGAUGACAGCAAAACUAACCUGAUCGUCAACUACCUGCCCCAGAGCAUGAGCCAGGAGGAGCUGCGGAGCCUCUUUGGCAGCCUCGGAGACAUUGAGUCCUGCAAGCUCGUCCGCGACAAGGUCACCGGGCAGAGCCUGGGCUAUGGCUUUGUCAACUACGUUGAGGCGGGUGACGCCGACAAGGCCAUCAGCACCCUCAACGGCCUCAAGCUGCAGACCAAGACCAUCAAGGUGUCCUAUGCUCGGCCCAGCUCGGCCUCCAUCCGUGAUGCCAACCUCUACGUGAGCGGCCUCCCCAAGGCCAUGGGGCAGAAGGAGAUGGAGCAGCUCUUCUCCCAGUAUGGCCGCAUCAUCACCUCCCGCAUCCUCGUCGACCAGGUCACAGGUGUCUCACGGGGGGUGGGCUUCAUCCGCUUCGACAAGCGCGUGGAGGCAGAGGAGGCUGUGCGGGGCCUGCAUGGGCAGAAACCACUGGGCGCUGCUGAGCCCAUCACCGUCAAGUUCGCCAACAGCCCGGGCCAGAAGUCAGGGGGGGCCCUGCUCAGCCUCUGCCCCAGUGCCCGCCGCUACGGUGCCCUGCACCACCCUCCCCAGCGCUUCCGGCUCGACAAUUUGCUGAAUGUGGCCUACGGCGUGAAGAGCCCGCUGUCACUGCUGCCCAGGUUCUCCCCGCUGGCCAUCGAGGCGGUGCCAGGGCUGGCCGGGGUGGGCCUGGGGGCCCCCGGCGCUGGCUGGUGCAUCUUCGUCUACAACCUGGCACCCGAGGCGGAUGAGAGUGUCCUCUGGCAGCUCUUCGGGCCCUUUGGUGCUGUCACCAACGUCAAGGUUAUCCGCGACUUCGCCACCAACAAGUGCAAGGGCUUCGGCUUCGUCACCAUGACCAACUACGAGGAGGCGGCCAUGGCCAUCGCCAGCCUCAAUGGCUACCGCCUGGGCGACCGCGUGCUCCAGGUCUCCUUCAAGACCAGCAAACAGCACAAGGCCUGAGCAACACCCUGCUGGCCCCCCAGCCCCUGGGACUGGGUCCCCUGGCACCACCAGGCCAUGGGGACCCCCAUGAGCACCAAGGACACCCUGGAGACCAUGAAGAACCCCCCUGGACACCUGGAGACCUUGGGGACCCCCUCCAGGCACCAAGGACACUGUGGGGACCUCCCCGCCCUGGAGACCAUGGAGAACUCCCCCAGACGCUUGGAGACCUUGGGGACCUCCUCCAUGGGCACCAAGGACACCAUGGGGAUGCCCGAAGGACAGCCUGGAUACCAUGGACACCCCAUCUCUCCCCUAGGCACCGUGGACACCCUGAGGACUCCCCCAGGUGCCCCAGAGCUCUUGGACACUGUGGGGGCAUGGAGAUGCCGGGAGGACCCCUGAAGAUCCUCCUGACCCACCAACCUGGAAAGACUGGAGAACCCCCAGGACACGCUGGGGACCCCCCAGGCACCCUGAAAACCCUGGGAAUUGUGAAGGAGUCUGGAUAUGGAGGGGCGUCACCUCCAAGUCUCCAGGAAUGCCAUGGGCACCCCAAAGACCCUGGGGACCCCCCAGCACCCAGAGAUGUUGGGGGACCCCCCCCCCCCCCCAGGCACUGCGGAGAACCUGGAGGUAGGGGCCCCCUGCCCCUCCCCCCAGCACCGGGAAGCCGCGGCGACCCCCAGCGAGCCCAGGUACCUUGGGGAUCCCUGGGACCCCCAGCACUCCCUGGGGCAGGUGCCAGACCAACACCCCCCCCCUCCUUUGUUUCCUCCUCUGGGGGGUCGUGCACCCCCAAAUGGAGAGAAGUGGGAUCUCCCCCCCCCUUAGGGUGUCCUGCCCCCACCGGGGCGAGGCUGGGGUGGGUUGUGGAGACCACAGGGUCCCCCGGGACCGAGCUGCUGCCGGGGAUAUCGUGGGGGAGGGAAAGCGGGGAGUUCCGCCCCGGGUUCCGCGAGGCCCCGCCCCUACAGCUAAGCCCCCCCCCCCCGAUGUCCCGGGGCUUGACCCCGCCCCCAGCUGGGAGACCACGCCUCCGGCGCGGCGCCCGCCUGGGGCGGCGCGCUCUGGCGGUGGCCGGACCACCCGGAGCGGCGCCUGGGGUGCGUGGGUUCGAGCCCCGGCUCCGGCCGCUGCCCCGGGGAGGGACCCCCAUCAGAGCACCCGAUUCGGCUCAUUUUGUCCCCAGGCUGGUGCCAAGUGGGGGCCGUGCCCCCCUCCCCUCCGGUCCAGGAGUCCGGGGGAGGUGUCUGCUCUCUCUCCUUUUUUUUUCCAAUUUGUUUCUUUUUUUGGAGGGGGAAAUUUUUUUGGGAGAAAGAACAAACAAUAACGAAUAAUAACAAUAACGGUAGCGCUAACGGUAGCGAGGAGAGAGACCGACACAGCACGCGGUGACUCCUCCAGAGCGACAGACACAAAACCAUCUAUUUUUGUAAGAGAAGAAAAAAAAAAUUAAAAAAAAAUAUCCCCUGACGUCCCCCAAAACCACCCCUCUGGAGGGAAGUUGUGGGGGCUGGGUGUGUGUGUGAGAAUCUUUUAUGUGCCACCCCAGUUGCUUGGAGGCAGGGCCAGACGUUAUAAUCCCCAAGCACGGUCACAGCACGUUUUGGGGGGCGGGGGUGGUUGAUGGCACUAAAAUGUCGUCAGGUUGAGGCUGCCAGGGGGUCCUGCUGCCCCAAGCCUCUGGCACCCCCAAACUGGGUGUGGGUGGGGGGGUGUGUGUGUCUUGUCCACACUGCCCUGUCCCCAUCCUUCUCCAAAUACCCCAAAAUGGGCUGCUUUUUUGCCCCAACCUCCUCAGCUUGCUGGGGUGGGUGCUUUUGCUUGGCCAGUUUGAGUGUCGUGGCCAAAGAAAAGGGCAGAACCCGCCCCCCCCCCCGAAACCCCCAAUCCUCCCAACAGGCUGUCUUCCCCAUAGCAGCCCCAUCCUCAUUAUUAUUAUUAAUUAUUAUUAUUAUUAUUAUUAUUAUUGUUGUUGUUGUUCUUGUUGUUGUUGUUGUUAUUAUUACUAUUGCUAUUAUUAUUUAUUUUCUCUUCUCCGUCGGGAUAAUUUCUUGCUUUUCAGUGGUUUCGGUUCCUAUUUAUUUCCGAUUCUUCGCUGCCUUUCCCCAGCCUUGGGGCCCCCAGGACCCCCUGUCCCUCCUGGGUACCCUGGGACCCCACCCCUCCCAGGUCCCGCUUUUUGCGUUGCGUCGUGUUGUGCCUGUUUGCAGCUUCUUGUAGUUUUAACUUAUUGUUAAUGUAAAUAUUUAUUACUCCCCCGCCUAUGUGUGCGCACGUCCCUGGGGGUGGGCAAGGGACCCAGGCCUCCGGGGCUGCCUCCACCCUCCAAGCUCUGACCCCACCCGGGGCAGCUCCACCCUCGGGACUCCCACCCCAGGCCUCCAGGCAGCCCCAGCCCCAGCAGGAUCAGUGGGCCGAGGGGACCCCCGGUUCAGUAGCAAUAAGAGCUGCACCCCAGGGGCCCCGGCCUCGGCCCCCCACCAUUUGUCUGGGGGGGACCCACCAUGGGGAGAAACCUCCUGAGUGUGAACAGGGCCCCCCCUGUGGCGGAGCGGGGCCUCCGGAGGGGACGGGCUGCAGGCCCCCACCCCCGGACUCGACUCUUUGUACUUUUCAUGGCAGAAAUAAUAAAAUAUAAAAAAAAUUCAGAAA
Aquila chrysaetos chrysaetos is the source of this 4526-nucleotide messenger RNA. RefSeq names its product ELAV-like protein 3. The record is from RefSeq and is a predicted model, not a curated record. The transcript is spliced from 7 exons. Gene Ontology annotation, cellular component: ribonucleoprotein complex; nucleus. The coding region runs from base 156 to 1886 and encodes 576 amino acids. NCBI's taxonomy places the organism in Eukaryota, Metazoa, Chordata, Aves, Accipitriformes, Accipitridae. Gene Ontology annotation, biological process: regulation of transcription by RNA polymerase II. Gene Ontology annotation, molecular function: RNA binding; transcription coregulator activity.